Misgurnus anguillicaudatus (oriental weatherfish) is the source of this 895-nucleotide messenger RNA. The record is from RefSeq and is a predicted model, not a curated record. Lineage: Eukaryota; Metazoa; Chordata; Actinopteri; Cypriniformes; Cobitidae.
GCAGGCAGACUGAUGAAACUCUUUUGCUCUCUAGCAGGAAGUGAAGCUGAUUGGCUGAAUUUUAAUGAACUUCCUUCUUUCAGAGUUUCUCUUCCUCAAAAUCUCUAUAUGAGAAUGAAAUUGUCUUCAUGUCUUCACUAAACUCAAACAGCUUCACAAACACAGACAAGAUGCUGAUAAUAUUCAUCAAUCUCUUCACUCUUCUCUCAUGUGUCAGUUCAGCUAAAGUUGUCACACAAAAACCCUCAAUACUGACAGAAGAAAAAGGAAAAUCUGUGACUAUGGACUGUAAUAUAGCAAAACAUGAGAACUAUGUUUAUUGGUAUAAACAGCUUCCAAAUGCAGCUCCUCAGUAUGUGUUGAGACACCAUCCUUCUCAUAGCUCUGCUGAUGAGUAUGGUGCCAGUUUUUCAUCCAGCCAUUUCACAUCUAAAAAAAUGUCAGAUCUUGACUAUCAGCUGAUCAUCAAUAAUGUAGAUGUGAGAGAUUCAGCUGUGUAUUACUGUAAGACAUGGGACAGCUCUGUUAGUGAGGGCGUAUUCGGACAAGGAACAAAACUCAUUGUGACCGAUUCAGGUGUUUCUCCUCCUGUUGUGAAGAUUUUGCCUCCAUCCAGUGAAGAUGUGAGCUCCAGUAAAGUGACUCUGGUGUGUUUGAUCAAUGACAUGUCUGUGGGAUUUGCUGAUGUGAGUUGGUUUGUGAAUGGAAACUCAGUUACUGAUGGCGUCUUCACGGGAUCUGCUGAACAGCAGCCGAAUGAGAAAUUCAAGUUGAGCAGUUAUUUAACCAUUGAGAGAUCAGAGUGGGAGAAAGACAAAGAUCUCACAUGUAAAGUGACUGCUGCUGGAAAGAUCACAAACACAAAGAUCAAGAAAUCUCAAUGCAAUGAAUAAAU